Oncorhynchus mykiss (rainbow trout) is the source of this 3791-nucleotide messenger RNA. RefSeq names its product F-box/LRR-repeat protein 5. Gene Ontology annotation, molecular function: protein binding. Gene Ontology annotation, biological process: SCF-dependent proteasomal ubiquitin-dependent protein catabolic process; intracellular iron ion homeostasis. Gene Ontology annotation, cellular component: SCF ubiquitin ligase complex. Lineage: Eukaryota; Metazoa; Chordata; Actinopteri; Salmoniformes; Salmonidae. The record is from RefSeq and is a predicted model, not a curated record.
CAUGCCCAUUCUGACUUCACCAAUGCUAAGCUAACCAGUUAGCUAGCGUGCAACGUCAGUGCUGACUAGUUUUUAUGGAGUGAAGAUGGCACCUUUUCCCGACGAGGUGGAUGUUUUUACUGGUCCACAUUGGCGAAUGAAACAGUUGGUAGGACUUUACUGCGAGAAGCUGUCACAGACCAACUUCUCCAACAACAAUGACUUCCGCUCAUUUCUUCAGUCACUGUGUGCCACCUUCAAGGAGUUCAAGAUGCACGAACAGAUUGAAAACGAGUAUAUCAUCGGCCUGUUGCAACAGCGCAGCUGCACUGUGUAUAAUGUGCACUCCGAUAACAAGCUCUCAGAGAUGUUGUCCCUGUUUGAGAAAGGCCUGAAAAGCGUUAAGAGCGAGUAUGAGCAGCUGAACUAUGCCCGGCAACUGAAAGAGCGACUGGAGGCAUUCACACAGGACUUCUUACCCCACAUGAAGGAGGAGGAAGAGGUGUUCCAGCCCAUGCUGAUGCAGUACUUCACAUAUGAGGAGCUGAAAGACCUCAAGAAGCAGGUGAUGGCACAGCACUGUAGCCAGCAGCGAUGGGACUGUGCAGCAGAAGUGCUGAAGGGGCUCAGUCUGUGGAGCCAGGCAGAGGAGCUGCACAAGGCCUUCAAGUAUGCUGACCACGAGAAGACUGACGAGCUAGAGAAAGAGCUGUGCUCCACCCACAUCUCCCAGCUACCUACAGAGAUCCUGCUGCAUCUGUUCCGCUACCUGGGUCCUGAGGACCUGUGUCACUGUGGCCAGGUGUCCUCAGCCUGGUCCGACCUGGCCAAGACCGGCUCUCUGUGGAGGCACCUCUACCCUGUACGCUGGGCCAGAGGGGAUCACUAUCGUGGCCCCCCAGCUGAUCUGAAUCAGGAACCGGAUGAGGAGUGGGUGAAGAGUCUGCAGGAUGAGGGCAAGGCCUACCAGGAGUGGGAUGAGGAUGCAGAUGUGGAUGAGUCUGAUGAGACUUGUGAAGACUCAUUGGCUAUAAGCUCAGCUCAGAGGGAGAAGAAGCUACUGAAUGAAAUUAUCCAGAACCUUCUGCCAGCUGUGGGUUCCUCUGUCAGGUCCAUCGUUCUGGCCUACAGCUCUACGGUCUCCAGUAAGAUGGUGCGUCAGAUCCUUAGUCUCUGUCCUAAUCUCACCCACCUGGACCUCACUCAGACUGAUGUCACAGACUCCGCCUUUGACAGUUGGUCAUCUCUGGGGGCAUGUCCAUCUCUUGAGCACCUGGACCUAUCCGGCUGUGAGAAGAUCACUGACCACACCCUGAAGAAGCUGUCCAUUUCUCAGAAACGAUCUGACCGGCAAGCCAAGCUUCUGAAGAGCCCGCCUCCGAUUAGUCUGCUGGAUGAGCGGAUCCUCCAUUUGAUGGGGGGCAGCAAGCAGGCCCUGAUCUUCAAGCAGCGUAUGGGGACACGGUGCAGCAGCCCCUCCAGGGUCUGGGUCCUGGACCCUUCGGAGCUGGCCGACAUAGAGGAUGCAGCAGAGUGGAACCGCCGCGGGGGAGUGUCUACCCCUGAGGGGCGAGGCUUUGUGGCGACGAAGCCAGGAGGUUUGUGUUGCUGCAGGAGGAGUAGGAGGCGGGGCCUCAGGACAAGCUAUAGCACCUCCUACUGGCAGCAGCAGUAUGGGCUUGGGGAGGCCUGCUGUGGCCAUUCAACCUGCUGCACUGGUGAGAUGGCCCUGAGGACUUGUGGAGGGCUGCAGUGUUUGUCUUACACCACCAGGGGCAGUGCAGGGGCAGAGUUUUGGACUAAAUGCUCCUCUGGGGGCCAGCGGUGCCUGGAGCUUUACAACAGAACUGAUCAGUCAGACGCUCGACGCUCGCUGAGAUUCCUCAGCCUCUCUGGAUGCUAUCGGGUUACAGACCUGGGUUUGAGGGCGCUGUCUCAGCGUGGUGGUCUUCCUUUCCUGGAGCAUCUGAACCUGUCUGGAUGUCUCCUCAUCACUGAGGUUGGGCUACAGGAGCUGGUGUCAGCCUGUCCUGCCCUCAAUGAUGAACACUUCUACUACUGCGACAACAUCAACGGUCCCCAUGCUGAUACGGCCAGCGGCUGCCAGAACCUGCAGUGUGGCUUCAGGGCCUGCUGCCGCUCUGGAGAGUGACCUUUGACCUAAGCUUACUUUCUAUGAAACCCCCCUCCCCCCCAUCUGCACUUUAAUCCUCACCAGGGAACAUGCCAUUUGUUGUAUUUUGUCACUUCAGAUAGUUUCUACAUGAAAUGUUAAGUAAAAAGUAGAUUCCUGACAUUUCUUGGAAACACUAAUUUAGAAAAUAAAAUAUAUGGGUGUUGGAUGAAGUAUCUGCAAAUGUAUAUUCUGGUUCCUAAUUUUUGUGGUUUUGAGAAGGUGAUUUGUUUUACACUUGGUAUACGUGAGCACCUAGUACUUGUUUCUGUACAACCGGUAUCCUGUCGUUUCUGACUAGUUCCACCUCCUCUGCUCCUACUUGCUUGUUUUAGAUCACCAAUUUGCGAUUACUGUAGUCUUACUUGGUUUAUUGAAAAUAGAGUAGUCAGAAACAUCAGAUUAUUCACUGUUGUGAUGUGAGGUCCCUUCAUAGGAAAAUAAGCACCCACUAAAUGAUUUAUUACACACAGCUGACAUUUUAAAAUAUUAAUUUUUGUUGUAAAUAGUGGUGAUUCACGCGGUGGAAGAUGCUGUUGCAGCGUAAUGGGGUUUGUCAGUGACGGUUAAGAAUCUGAGGGUGCUGCACAUUUCACUACCAGAGACCACACACACACACACACACACACACUCAACAAAGUUUAAAGUGGUAAAUUGGUUGUGGUCCUCUUAACAAUUUAUGUAUAUUAAUAAAACAAAUGUAUGAUAACGCUAUUGAAGAGUUCCUUCAUGUAGUGUGCCGCUCAUGGUGAAGACUGGUUCUUAUGCUGGCAAGUGGCAACCCAUGUAAGUUAGAUCAGGGGUUCCAACACCUUUUUUUUGUGUUGCUUUGAGACCCAGGUGUCUUGAGGCGCGACCCACCAUUGAGCGGUGUGAAAACAUACACUGGCCAAAGAAUGAGUGAAACAUUAUUUUGGCAGGAAGGUUUAAAGGUAAUAUCUUGCAAUUGUAUACAUUUUGGGAUGGAGCUGAAACAACAUUUUGCAGUUACGAUAAUUUCCUGCAAUUCUAAGCAUUUUGACAUGGCUAAUUGUGUUCUUAUGCUCUAACAUAACAAAAUCAAUGGGAGCCUGAUUGUCUAGGUUUUAUUUUGUUGAUUGUAAGUUUUUAAAAGAUAGUGGGCUAUUAAUAAAUAUAUAGGUCACCCUGGUGGUCAGUUCACUGGUAGAAUUGUCAGAUGGGUACAGGCAUUUCAGGAAUAAAGAGUUAUUGUGGUUUCUGGCUGCAGGUAAUAAAUACCCUUAUGCAAUAUCUCUAUCAACCUUUUAAAUGUAAUUCACAAUGCUCCUUAUCUUUUUCCUUUGUGGCUGGAAACAUUUGAUUGUUCUGAUUUAAUAUUUACUUAAGUAUUUUCCCUUUGUCACUGAUCUUCACUGAAUCAAUGGUAAGGACUGUGAAAUUCACCCACAUUCACAUAAGCACUCCCAGGGCAGAGGGUUACAAAACAAUCUGAGAUCUAGAAUGACCAAAUGGAGCCAAUUUGAAAAGUAGUCCUACUCUGUGAAACCCACUGUGAUUGCUAUACGUAGCACAUCCAUUGUCAGGAGACAUGGCCUGUUCGAACAAUCUGCAUGAGAAGUCGUAUUGGUUAUGUACAAUUUCAAAAGCAGAACAAUAAAAUUAACUUGGGUUUAAAAAA